AUGGCCAUGACAAUGCUCAUUAUGCCGUCCACUUACCACGCGCUUCGACCGUCAGUCUCCUCGGACUAUCAUCAUUCCUCAUCCAGUGCCAGCAUCUCUAACAUGAUCUCUUCUAUUGUGCCCCAGAAGCCGGCCAACGGUAAUAAUUCUUCGAAUCGUCGGCCAUUGCCCUCGAUAUCGGAACUCAUUCAGGACACCAAGCUGGAUCCUCCUCUUCCUGGACCUCCUUCUAGCACCCAGCCCGGCUCCAAACUUUCGUCAUCUUUCGAGCCCGUUCCUCAAUCGUUCUCAAAGGCUGGGAAGCAUUCCUCACCACAGCCGCUACACCCGGCUUCGUCUUUUCCCCUCAACAAGAUGCUCUUACCUCCUUCGCAAGUUCUCAUCGGCUACCACUCACUAGCCGACCGCUACUGCCUCUCUCGGACUGCCAGGCGGGCCUUUCAGCCAAGCCGGACAUUCCUCCCCAGCAACAUCAUCCUCAACAGCAGAGGCCUCCGCGGGCUCACUAUCCCUUUAACGUGGUGUAUACGCAUCCUCAUCCGCCGCCGCCUCCUACGCGUGUUUAUCAACCUGGCCAACAACCUCCUAGUCAGAUGCGUCUGCCCGUUUCUCGGAUCUCUCCCAAGCACGCGGUUCCGCCCCAUGUCUCAAAGCCCUAUAAUCCAUGGGAACCUCCCGAUACGGAAAAGGGACUGGAGCUACCAAGAUUCUUUAAGUCAAAUCGGCUCCUGUUCCCACAAGAUUCUUAACUUCUCCGAAGUAUUUACCCGAAUCACUCAAGAGCAGCACGGAGCUCACCCCAUCCCGAGCAGACUACCGACAGAGCAGGAUAUCAGCGAUAUGCUCGGCAACAUCGAGCGCAUCAAGCGGCAUUUGGAGCAAGUAAGGAGUCUGUUGCAAGCAUCGAGCCAGAACGAGCGGGCUCGUGAAGCAGCUAAGAUGAAGAGCCCGUACGAAGAGGAUCACGAUGUGCCCAUGCACGAAGAUGCGAUGAAGCCCCAACAUGGUAUGACAGAGGCCAACACACGGUUGAGGGUAGGUUCAACCAUUUGA
This is a messenger RNA of Fusarium falciforme, 1053 nucleotides long. Its product is annotated as GATA-type domain-containing protein. The transcript has 3 exons. The coding region runs from base 1 to 1053 and encodes 350 amino acids. The record is from RefSeq and is a predicted model, not a curated record. NCBI's taxonomy places the organism in Eukaryota, Fungi, Ascomycota, Sordariomycetes, Hypocreales, Nectriaceae.